Cottoperca gobio is the source of this 5663-nucleotide messenger RNA. RefSeq names its product Rho guanine nucleotide exchange factor (GEF) 1 (gene arhgef1). Gene Ontology annotation, biological process: intracellular signal transduction; G protein-coupled receptor signaling pathway. Bases 1 to 2682 code for a protein of 893 amino acids. The transcript has 25 exons. Gene Ontology annotation, molecular function: guanyl-nucleotide exchange factor activity; G protein-coupled receptor binding. The record is from RefSeq and is a predicted model, not a curated record. Gene Ontology annotation, cellular component: cytoplasm. Lineage: Eukaryota; Metazoa; Chordata; Actinopteri; Perciformes; Bovichtidae.
AUGAAUGCACCGGCUGUCUUGGAGCAUUCGCACAAGGGGCCGCUUUAUUUUAAGCUAAAGGUGGAGGAGACGAAGGAGGGGAGCCAAUCCAUCUUCUCAGCGGUGGCCUUCUUCAUGAAGCACCUCGGGGUGAAAACCAGGGCAGUGGACAGUAAGAAGUCCAGAGGGGGCUUCUUCAGGAGGCAGCUGGUGAAGAAUAAGAAGGAUGAAUCCACAAAGGGCAAACCCAGGGGGGGGUUUCCUGGCAUCCCCAGCUGGAUCGCAGGCAACACUGACGUCAAACCUAAAACGGAGGCUGAAGCGGAAAAGGAGAAGGUGAAUCCGGAGCGUAAGGGUCUGGUGCCCGGCAGAGGCUCCUUGACGGACUCCGCAGCCCCUUCCCUCCCCACCAGGAAGUCUGUUUCCACCGGCAGCCCCUCCUCCCUGCCUGGGUUAGAGAUCAGCGAUGGGUCAGGCAACAGCAUCAGCAUCAUCAACAGCCCCGAGUCUUCACACUUGGAUGGACUCUCAAGCAAUCGCUUAGAGCCUCCGAGCCCGGCCGACGGGGGCGAUGUGUCCCCCGUCGGGCCGGGCGGAGGGCUGACGGUCGGGGAGCUCCUCUCACCCAUGGACACUCCGACAGAGGAGAAUGUGGAGAAAGACAGACAGAAGAAAAGUAGGAAAGUGAUGCGUAGCGAGAGUGCCCGCGUGGACCGACACUCCUCUCGGCGCCGUGGCUCUUCCCGGGCAAAACAGUCUCGCUCCCGUAGUGAUGUGGACCUCCAGCCGCCUUCUACCACGACUACAACACCUACACCGCUCAGCCCCCACCAUCUCCAUCCUUUCGAUGGACCAGUCUUAUUUUCUGAAGGGCCCGGCCACUCCCCCACCAGCCCCUCCCCGCAGCUGGAGGAGAUGGAGCCGCGCUUCCUGGAGUUUGAGCAGGACCCCCCCAACUGGAGGGAGCUGGCUCCCCAUGAAGCGCUGUCCAGUCUCAGCAAGAAGGAGACCAAGAGGCAGGAGGUCAUCAACGAGCUGUUUGCCACUGAGCAUGCCCAUGUGCGGAUGCUAAGUGUCCUCCAGAUGAUCUUCUCCAAGCCUUUGGAGAGAGAGGAGCUCCUGACCUCUAAUGAGCUGUCCACCAUCUUCCCCAACCUGGAUGAGAUCAUUGAGAUGCACUUUAACUUCUACGAGAACCUGAAGAAACUGCGUUUGGACAACAACUUCAUAGUGAAAUCUAUCAGCACCACAGUGCUCAGCAGAUUCGGAGGUACAGAGGGGGAGUGGUUCCAGAAACUGACAGCCCGAUUCUGCAGUCACCAGUCGUGGGCCUUGGACCAGAUCAAGAUCAGACAGAAGAAAGAGCCACGCUUCAACUCUUUUAUACUGGAGGCAGAGUGCAAGCCCCAGUGCCGCAGGCUGCAGCUGAAGGACAUCAUUCCCAUAGAGAUGCAGAGACUGACCAAAUACCCGUUGCUGUUGGAGAAUAUUGCCAAGAACACAGACGACCCGACAGAGAAGGAGAGGAUCCAGCAGAGCGCAGAGUGCUGCAGAAAGAUCCUCAACCAUGUCAAUGAGGAGGUCAAAGUGAUGGAGAACCUAUUGACUCUGAAGGACUACCAGCGGAGACUGGACACAUCAGGGCUCAAACCCAGUAAUGAGCUUUAUACGGAAUAUAAGAACAUCGACCUGACUCAGAAGAAGAUGCUUUACGAAGGCGCUGUGACCUGGAGACUCACAAAGGAGAAGGCAAUUGAGGUGCAGUGUGUGUUGCUCGAGGACCUGCUGGUGCUCCUCCAGAGGCAGGACGACAAGAUGGUCCUCAAAUGCCAGAGCAAGAGUAACAUCGCCGUGCAAGAGGGCAAGCAGAUGCUCAGCCCCAUCAUCAAGCUGGACUCGGUCUUCCUACGCGAAGUGGCCACAGAUCGAAAGGCCUUCUAUGUGAUAUUCACCUGGGAAAGCGGCGCUCAGAUCUAUGAACUUGUGGCGCAGUCUCUUGGAGAGAUGAAAAUCUGGACUGGUGUGAUAAAGACGGCGGUGGAUGAUCUGAAGAAGAGUGGAGCACCCAUGAGGUUGACGCUGCCUCAUGGAAGUGGAGGAGCUCCAUUAAGUCCAUCCACGCUGACUGCCCCUCUGAGCCCGACGGAGAACGGGGGUUUGAAAAGCAGCAGCGAUCGAGAUAAAGACAGCUUGACGGAUGACAAGUCUUCAGACCCCAGGCACAGGCUGAUUGAUUUCCUGUCAGACAAAGGCUUCGACUUGAUAGGCCACUCCAACAGCGAUCAGGAGAAGAUGGCCAACAGUGCUUUGGAUGAAGUCAUGUCGCUGAAAAGGCUGUUGGUCGGCAGCAUCAGUCUGACAGAAGACUCGCAGCCCGAUGAAGAAAACGGAGAGGAGCAAUCAGAGAGGCCCAGUCAAGAAACGGAUAGCUGUCAGUCGACAGAAGAAAGCCAGACGACAGACAGGGCAGCGGAGGAGGACAACAAUAACUCUUGUGAAAAAGAAGGUGCAGGGACGAAGGGAGUGGAGGAGAGGAGCAUCACUGCGCCCCUGGUGCUGUCCCAGGAGAGGAGGGAGGAAGUGUGCAGGAGGCUCCACAGUCUGGAGGAACAACUAAAGAGACUACAGACUGUAGAAGAGGAGCACCACAGGCUGCAGGAGGCCCUUUCCAAGUUCUCACUGGAGGGGGGGAACUUCCAGUGAGACACCAUCGCGCCACCUGCUGGCCACUAGAUUUUUACUGGUGCUGGUUUGGAGUGCAAGAGUGACUUUCAGAGGCUUUCCUGGAAAUUCCUAAACCCUCUCCUCGGUCAUGCCCUGGACCCUUCGCUGCAUUUGGGGGCUCUUUACGCACAGUGCAGCGAUGGAACACGGGAGGGAGUGUGCAUGUGUAUGUGUGUCUUGUUUGCGUGCGUGCGUGCUUGAUAGAGAGGUAUACAAAGAAAAAGAAAAAAACGGGACUUCCUACUUCAAGUGGGAGGUUUGUUUUUGCAGAGAGGUGCCAAAAAAAAAAAAGAAGCAAUAUUGUGCUGUGAGAGAGAUGCUGCCUAACAAAAUGUAGUGAUUGCGAUCUGCUGUAACACACAUACGCACACCAGAGACAUGCACGCUAGAAAAUAAUUGACAUUAUUGCCAAUAGCAGAUGUGCAGUAGAGGAUGUUUGCCCGCCAGGUGAGCUAUAACCAGGUGGAAGCCUUAAGGGGGCCAAUGUAGCGUUUGAAGAUGUAUUGAAAUACUACUGCUGAUAUAUAGUGUUAUUUCUAGUCUAUGCCAAAGUACCACAGAGAUGCACUUUUUUCUAAUCAAACCAAGUUGAAGCCACACUGUUUUUGCGAAAUGUAUUUACUCUCUUUUUAGUACCGUUUUUUGGACCGUUGGGCUUCAUAUAGGCUGCCCUUCAUUAUUGCAAAUAUUGCAUGCAAGAAAGUGUGUGUGUGUGUGUGUGUGUGUGUGUUACAAAGUUUUUAAUUAAGGAUGUGCUUCAUAGGAGGGUUCUUACUGUCAUUAGGUCACAUAGAAACAUGUAUAAAUAGUGGCACUAUAGGUAAUCAUGCUGUUAAUAAUGGAGACUUGUUUGUAUUUACCGCUUUUAUUUAUUCCUCUGAGUUCUGUUGGGUCAGCGAGUCGCCUCGCCUGUUUCAAACGUGUAUAGAUGGAGCGACGUGUUGGACAAACGACAAAACACAAGAAGGCAAACGUAGCAUGUACAACAAAGAUCGCGGUAGAGAGAGACAGAGAUGUCGGGAUGGGGAGUGAGUUUCGAGGUUUCAUGAGAUGUGUAGAGAACAUGAGUUUAUGAUGUGCUCUCGCUGUAAUGAAGGAAGAUGUGCACGCACACCUACAAACACUGAGAGCCCAGCGCUGCAGAAGUGUUCGGUGCCAGCAUCACUUCUGCAGAGUCACCUUCCCCCAGAUGGAUCCUCCUCCUCGGGUUAUAAAUAGUCUUCUAGGACGUGAGAGUCGCAUAUUAUUAGAAAAGAAGAGUCUAUUCUCUCCUGGCAGGAACAUUUGUAUCGAAACUGAGCUUCGUCUUCGUAUUUUGAUUCAGCCGUUGAUUGUAAUUAUAAUUAUGAUGAUGUCAUUUCUGAGUAGUGGCAGAGCUGUGGCCGUGCACACAAGACCAAAGACGAAACAAAGCAACGUUAGAUCCUCAUACGCGCUGUAAUUCUCUUAACCACGUGCUUCAUCUGUGCAGGAGCACGUCGCUUAGUGAUCGCUCAGUAGCCCGCAGAUGCUUUUCCUCAAACACGUGGCAACAUAAGUUGAAGCGAUAUCAAAAAAAAAAAAGCACAUUGAAGAAUGAAGCGUUAGUCGUCAAUACAAAACAUUAAAAGUUUUUGCAUGCACUUCAGUGUGAGGAAAAGCCACACGCUGUUCUGUUCUGACCCGGAGAGAGGACUGUAAUUGAACACUUGGGACUCCAGCAAGACGAGAGGCGACAAGAGCGUGAAGCCAGAUGAGCGUACGAAGGAAACGUUAACGGUUUGGAGGAAGGAAAACUGCAAUCUCAGUCCAACAUCUCCGUGUUCAUGAUCACUUCCUGAUAUGCAUUCUCACCGUUGUUGCAACAACAAACGGCCCCUUUGACCCUGAAUCCUCAGAGCCAACUGUCGGGGGGGGGGGGCCUCGAGUCACUCGAGUGUCACAAGACGCUGAAUAAUAGAAGUUUCUGUUUGAACAUUUACUGCCAUUUCUCCCCAUGUGGUUGUCUUCUUGUAAAAUGUACAUAGAUGCUAGAUUGAAGAAAUAGUCCCCGUGUUAUUAAGCUCGUUAGCUCCAUUGACGACACCCUCACUUGUGAUAGCAUGAUCACCUUUUCCUUCGCACAGUUUUAACAUAUGUUGUGUAUUUCACUUGAUUUACUUAAACGGGUCGGGGGAGGUUUUGUUACUGUUUUUGUUUUUGUCCAACAAGCUUUUUGUAAUUGUGUACUACGCAUUUGGUCAUAACGGUGAGAGAGACGGGACUUGUCUGUGACUUGUCUAUGCAUGAAUGAAUUAAAAAAUUAUGCAAAUUUUUGGUGUGCACGUUAAAGCGCAAACCUGCUCUGGACCGUGGCUGUGCAGCUUAGCGAUGGGAUGCAUUUAUACAGAUCAUCUCAACCAGGGAUUGUUUUAAUUGUCAAACUGCAGCGGUCAGCAGGGAGGGACUCCGUCACUCGACACGCUACAGUCACUUCCAGCUCUCUCUCUCUCUCUCUCUCUCUCUCUCUCCAAAUGCUUUUCCUCACGCAUUCUAUAUACAAAUACCUAGAUGUAAAGAAAAUGUAUUUAUAGAGCGGUGCCUUGUUCCCACGAUCAAGUUGUCUACGAACACAAUCGCUGUCUUUCAUGGAGGACAGUGAAAUGGACCUCUGAGAGUUAGAGACAAUGUCAAAAAUGACUAAUAACGAUGGAAAGAUCCUCCCAGGAUUCUGUUUUUGUGUCCUCCUCCAUUACAGCAACAGGUUUUGAGCCCUCCACCAACUCAGCCAGCCAGUGGCCUGUAUAUAAAGACACUGCUCCUUGUCAUACAGGCGUCAUCAUGUCUAUCUAUAAACAAUGAAUAUGCAAGAACUAUACUGUGUAUUUGGGUUUUGAUUUUUUUAUCGUGUAAGAGGUUCUUUAAUGAUGUAUACUUAAGGAAAAUUGUGGUACGUUAUGUUUUUUAUUCUUCAUUUUUUUUUAAUAAAUUGGGGAAAUAAA